UCCGCAGUCCGCACCGGAUGAUGUCCAUCGACCGACUCCCCUCCCUGUCUCCCCACACCUAUAAACCCCCACCCCUGACGCGGAGCGGAGGCCACAUCAGGCUCGCCCGCCGUGACACCCCCCUGACAGUCAUCCCCUUUCUCGCUACCGAAGCCAUGGUGAAGGAGGCGCCCGCCACUCCGGGCGCCAAGGGCAAGGGCAAGGGCGCCGCGUCGACCUCCGCCUCCGCGCCGACGCCGCCGUCCAAGGUCACCCCCGGAUCGGUCAGGCGCAAGAGGGCGUGUAAGAAGAAGAAGGCCGAUCCGGAGAAGCUGAAGGCGGCCGCCGCCGCUGCAGUCGCGGCCUCCGCCGACGCGCCUGCUUCGGGGCCCACGCCGGUGGUUCCCGCCCCGGCCGACGUCGGCACUUCGGCCGCCCUUGUGGUCGCCGAGAACGGCGGCGCUGACGGGAAGAUGGUCGCCAAGACCAACGGCGAUGGGGAUAAGUCCGUCGCCAAGGACAACGGUGGUGGCAGUAAGUCCGUCGCCGAGAACAAGGGUGAUGGCAGUAAGUCCGUCCCUGAGAACAAGGGUGAUGGCAGUAAGUCCAUCGCCGAGAACAAGGGUGAUGGCAGCAAGUCCGUCGCCGGGAACAAGGGUGAUGGCAGCAAGUCCGUCGCCGGGAACAAGGGUGAUGGCAGCAAGUCCGUCGCCGAGAACAAGGGUGAUGGCAGCAAGUCCGUCGCCGAGAACAAGGGUGAUGGCAGCAAGUCCGUCGCCGAGAACAAGGGUGAUGGCAGCAAGUCCGUCGCCGAGAACAAGGGUGAUGGCAGCAAGUCCGUCGCCGAGAACAAGGGUGAUGGCAUUAAGAUGGGCACUGGGAACAGCAGUGCUGACAGGAAGAUGGGCACUGGGAACAGCAGUGCUGACAGGAAGAGGGGUAGGAAGGAUAAGAUGAGGGGGAGGGAGAAGGGGGAAGGACAGGGGAGGGUGAACCCGAAGGUUGAGGAGAAGGAGAAGAAGGACGGCGCAGCGGGGGAGGAGAGGGGCAGUGCUGGGUUUAUCUUCAUGUGCAACGGAAAGACGAAGCCGGAGUGCUUCCAGAACAGCGUGUUUGGCUUGCCCAAGGGGAAGAUAGAUGUGGUGGAGAAGAUCCGACCAGGGGCGAAGCUGUUCCUGUAUGACUUUGACCUGAAGCUUCUCUAUGGGGUGUACAAGGCAACAGCAAGAGGAGGGAUGGAUCUUGUGCGGCGUGCGUUCAACGGGAAAUUCCCUGCUCAGGUCAAAUUCAGGAUUGAUAAAGAUUGUCUUCCGCUUCCUGAGAGUAGUUUCAAGCAUGCCAUUAAGGAGAACUACAAUUCAAAGGGAAAAUUCACCCAAGAGCUCAAUUCGAGACAAGUCCGUAAGCUACUGGCACUAUACAAGCCAAUUAACAUACAACAGCCAUCUUCCCAACAUGUUCAAGAAGUUCCUCGGACAAACCGUGUUGAAAGGCGCAUGCCUCACUAUGUUGAAGAAAGGCGACAGCCAUAUGAUUAUGAAGAAAGGAGGCUGCCACGAUAUCGUGAAGAAAUGCAACACCCACAAUUUGCUGAAGAAAGGAGAUUAGCCUAUGAUUAUGAAGAAAGAAGGCCAUCACUCCAUGUUGAAGAAAUUCGACGCCCACAGUUUGUUGAAGAAGCUCAGCCACCUACAUACUAUGUUGCUCCUGCUCCUCAUGGUUCAUACCAUCCACAUCAAGCUAAUAUCAUUUAUGAAAGGGCUCCAGCUGACGCCGCCAACAGGGUGGAUCCAUUCCUUCCAAGAGACUACAGGGUGCCGCCACAGGAGGUCGCCGCACCCCCAAGCUACGCUGAUGAGAUCUACCGUGGUGCUUACCCAGCUGCUUACCCGGCAAACCUCCAGGGGCCUGCUGCUUCAAGGGUGCCAGUGUCCUCCCUCUACUCCUUCGCCGGCGCACCGGCGUACAGAUGAACGCUGCAGCGCCUGCUCUGAAACCGGUCCUGACCAGCAUGAUUCGCUGGUUGGUGGUGUAGCUAGCGUCGUCUUCUGAUACAUACUGUAGUCGUUUGUUGGAUCCCUGACUUGGAUGUCGUUUGCCACAAGUGUGGUACUGGAACGUGUCGUUUGCCACAAGUGUGGUACCUGGAACGUGUCGUUUGCCACAAGUGUGGUGCUGGAACGUGUCGUUGGCUGUUAAACAAGUGACUUUCCUGACAA
Triticum aestivum (bread wheat) is the source of this 2198-nucleotide messenger RNA. RefSeq lists its product as uncharacterized. The coding region runs from base 18 to 1952 and encodes 644 amino acids. NCBI's taxonomy places the organism in Eukaryota, Viridiplantae, Streptophyta, Magnoliopsida, Poales, Poaceae. The transcript is spliced from 5 exons. The record is from RefSeq and is a predicted model, not a curated record.